Stegodyphus dumicola is the source of this 2574-nucleotide messenger RNA. RefSeq names its product cell division cycle 73 hyrax (gene hyx). Lineage: Eukaryota; Metazoa; Arthropoda; Arachnida; Araneae; Eresidae. Gene Ontology annotation, biological process: transcription elongation by RNA polymerase II; positive regulation of transcription elongation by RNA polymerase II. The record is from RefSeq and is a predicted model, not a curated record. Gene Ontology annotation, molecular function: RNA polymerase II complex binding. Gene Ontology annotation, cellular component: Cdc73/Paf1 complex.
AGUAAGGUGUUUCAGCGUCAGCUUUAGAAAUAUUGUUAAUUCUUUUUUAAUUUUUAUAAAUAGGGGUAAUUAGAGACGAAUAUUUACUUUUUUCCCUCUAUUGGAUAGUCGUACAAUGGCUGAUCCGCUGAGUUUUCUUCGUCAAUACAAUGUAAAUAAAAAACCUAUUACAGAGAGAAAUAAUCAGAUUAUAUUUGGCGAAUAUUCCUGGCCCAAAACUGUAAAGACAAAUUAUUUAGUAUGGGGUGCUGGAAAAGAUGGAACACCCAAAGAAUACUAUACUUUAGAAUGUCUCUUAUUUCUCUUGAAAAAUGUCCAAUUAUCUCAUCCAGUUUAUGUUAGACAAGCUGCGGCAGAAAACAUACCUGUUGUCAGACGACCUGAUAGAAAGGAAUUAUUAGCAUACUUAAAUGGAGAAACAAGCACAUCAGCUAGUAUUGAUAAAAGUGCUCCUAUUGAGAUACCUACAACAGUUAAACAUGUGUACGAAGAACAGAAUCAACAAGAAGUUGUUAAAAAACCUAGAUAUGAGGAAGGUGAAGUUCAAAGAGCUAAGGAUCAACUAGCAGCCAGGCUUGAUGCACCAAAAGAAUCAUCUGUAAUAACAGAACACAUUAGAUCAUUAUCUGAUGCUAUGUCUGUUGAAAUGAUUGCUGCCAUAAAAGCAAAACGUUUAGCCAAGAAACGAAGUACAAUUAAAGGGGAUGAUGAUGUCCAACCUAAUUAUACAGAUAUUCAGAGAAUUUUAGAUUAUGAUGUAGAUGUCACCCGUGAUAUUAUCAGCCGUGAAAGACAGUGGAGAACUCGGACAACAAUCCUUCAAAGUACUGGGAAGAAUUUCUACAAAAGUUUGUGUCCUGUUCUGCAAAGCAUUAAAGCACGGGAAGAAGGGGGAAAUAAAAUACGAGUUGAGCCAGUUCAGACUCCUAGGGCUACUCCUAUUCGACAAGUGACACAACCAGUGGUUUACAACAGAUACGAUCAAGAAAGAUUUAGGAGCAAGGAAGAAACUGAGGGAUUUAAGAUUGAUACCAUGGGUACUUAUCACGGAAUGACUUUGAAAUCGGUGACAGAAGGCAGUCAGCCAAAACGUCCUGUUACUCCUCUGCCACAGCCUGAGAAACCUCUUCCAGUUAUGAACCCUGUACGUCAGACCACUAAAAGGGUUUCAAAAACACCAAUCAUUAUCAUUCCGGCUGCGACCACAUCUCUUAUCACUAUGUAUAAUGCAAAAGAGCUUUUACAAGAUUUAAGGUAUGUUGAUACAAAUGAAAAGAAAGCUCAGGGUUGCAAGCGGGAAAAUGAGGUUUUAAUUCAGCGAAGAAAGGAGGGUGGUACUUCAGUUCCUUAUCGAGUAAUUGACAAUCCUCAAAAAUUAUUAGAUGAUGAAUGGGAAAGAGUUGUUGCUGUAUUUGUGCAAGGACCUGCCUGGCAGUUUAAAGGCUGGCCUUGGAAUGGAAACCCUGUAGAAAUUUUUGCAAAAAUCAAGGCAUUCCAUUUAAAGUGGAUUGAAAUGAGACUUGAUGCAAAUGUGGGCAAAUGGGCUGUUCAUGUAAUAGAAUUAAAUCGAAACAAGCGCCAUUUAGAUCGAGCAAACUUACUGAAGUUCUGGGAAAUUCUUGACAACUAUAUGGUGAAACAUAAACCCAACCUUCGCUUUUAGAAAGUAUACUUUUAAAAAACUGACUAUCCUACCAUCAUGUUUGCCUGAAAACUAAUGACUGAAACAUACUUCAUCAGCUUAUAAUCUGCCAAUCCACAGAAUAUGUGCACAUAGUGUUUUAAAUGCAUUGUUCUAUAUAUGAAAUCAGAAUAAGUUGAUUGGAUACUUGCUGUGGAUUACAUUAUAUGAAAAAAGAAAAAGUCUAAGCAUUUUAAAAUGUGGCUCUAAAAUACUUCCAGAUACUGUGAUGAUCUAAUAUAAUAACUUAUGCUAGUCUUUUUGUUUCCCUGAUGUGUUAAAUGCAAAAAAUUGGAUUUUAUUAAAAUUUUAGUUGCAAGCAUUCAAACAUACUGUCUCCCCCCCUUUUUUCCCCUUAUUGCUACUCAUUCUGUUAUUAAAAAUGGCAACAAAACUAAGUUUAGUAUAUCAGUUGCAGAAACUGAAAUUGAAACGUAGCAAAUAUAUAUUGAUUUUCAUCUCUGUAAAAACAUAUUGUAGUUUUUGUCAACAAUAAAAAAUUGUGUAAUGCUAUCAAAAAUAUUUUUUGAAACAUAAAUAUGCUGCUAUGAGAUGUUGUUAAGUGUGAGAAAAAUUGUUCAGUUGCAGUUUUAAAUUUAGCUGCAUUUCAGACUAUGUUGAUGUUUUUAUGAAAUGUUCAUGUAUUAUAUCCAGUUUAAUUUCAAAUUUGAAAUGUUGAUAUUUGACAUCUUCAUUUGAUAAUUAGAAUGUGCAUUAUGUAAACUAUAUAUUGUUGAAAACUGUGCUGCUCUUUCUAUUUGUAAAGGAUUAUGGCUUGUAAAUAGCUUUUGUGCAUAUGUAUUUCUAAUGGCCACAAUUAUAUUGUACAGAUUGGUUUCAUGUACAUAUGCUUAACUGUGUGAGUGAUAUUAAAGUAUUUGUUUUAAAGUGUU